AUGGAAUCCUCCAACGUAAUCGCCUGGCUGCUCCCCUCCUCCACAAACCAACCAGCCCUCGAAACAAUCCGCAUGCCCCAAAACGCAUCCCGAAUCGUCUCCACGAUCCCCUCAUCCUACGAACCCAUUAUCCAAACACCCAACCCAAGCCAACUCCCACCCACGACACCAACAAUCGACCCCUCCCUCCUCACCAAAUCCUCCUCCUUCGAGGCAUCUCCCACCAAACCCCGCCCAGCACUCUCUCUUACCUUCACAUCACCACCCAAAUCCAACCCAGGCUUCAUCCUCGGCACCGACCCCUCUCUCGCAGACAUCCUCCUCCCCUCCCUUCCAGGCAUCGCCCCAGCCCACUGCCACAUCACCUUUGACGCCUCCCACCGCCUCGUCCUGAUCGACACCUCGCAGACCGGCACAGCCGUCUGGUACGACGGCGCCAGCACCGGCGACCGCACCCGCGAGUCCUGGGUCCUCAGCGCGGGCAGCACCUACGGCUUCCCCUCCAUGGUCGACCGUGUCGUAAUCGACAUCCAAACCGUGCGCUUCCAAAUCAUCCUCAACGAAGCGCACGUCCUCCAGCCGGAGAUCUACGCCGAGAACGUCGAGACCUUCAUCAUCCUAGCCUCCAUCCUCGCCUCCCACUCCCACUCCCACUCUACCUCCUCACACUCGCAAAAAGAAGACCACCUCGUCCGCCGCGACGAAAAGGACGUCUGCGACUUUUACUACAACUUCAACUUUGACCUCGGCUUCGACCUCGACUACGACUGCGACUACGACUUUGACUAUGACAUGUCCGACGACGAAAUGGUAGACGACGUCGCCGACGAGGACAAGAUGGAUUUCCUCCCGCCCAUCCCUUCCGUCGUGCCGCCCGCGUAUGUCAAGUACCUGCUCACCUCGGACGACGGGGCGCCGCCAGAGACGUACCUCUGGAACUCGGCGCGGCCUUGGGAGCCGAUGGUCAAGGUCGCUUGCUGA
Colletotrichum godetiae is the source of this 981-nucleotide messenger RNA. RefSeq lists its product as uncharacterized. Gene Ontology annotation, molecular function: protein binding. Lineage: Eukaryota; Fungi; Ascomycota; Sordariomycetes; Glomerellales; Glomerellaceae. The record is from RefSeq and is a predicted model, not a curated record. The coding region runs from base 1 to 981 and encodes 326 amino acids. The transcript is spliced from 2 exons.